AUGGCUCAUUCUCACCAGCUUUGGGAAACGUUCCUGGAGUGGGAGACGAAUGCCUUACAGAACAGUCCCGACAGGUACAGCCUGAUACUGUCGGAUUGGAUGAAGGCCCUCAACGACGAGUGGCGAAGAAAGCUGAAUCAUGACCAGCUUAUGCGUGCCUUGGCCAAAGUCCAGCAAUCAACAAGGAUCGUGCAAACUUACCAAAAGAAGAUCAAACACCGAGACCGCGACAUCGCCAAGCACGAAUCCAGCUCGAUGGGAGCUCAGAUCCAUUGUCGAGGUGCGCUGGAGCAUUGCAUCAAGAAGAGUUUGGGAGCCCGAAGGAUGCAUGCAGAAAAUCUCAUCAGUUACCAGCGCGAGCAAAACCAACUGGACAGAGGUGGCUUUCCAGCAGCUAAUAACAACUGUAUGGCAUACACAACGAAGUUGAUUCAAGACAACGCGUUGGCUAUUGAGCAGGCUGAGACGCGGUUGGCAGAGUGCCGGACGUGGCUUCAGCAGGCCGGAUUGUCCGUUCAUGUGAAGUACGGUGGGCGUGCAAAAGAGCAUCCGGUUAUGCAUCCCCAGCAAGCGCAGAGAAGUGCAUAUGAAGCCCAGGGAGUCGCGCAGCAGCCUCGCGUGCUGAAUGUCGACGACGCUGGUCAGCAGCUCCAUGGUCAACUUCAGCAAGGGCAGAACGACAGACAGGGAAGCCAGCAUUCUGCCAACGACGCUCGCAAUCGCGACGACGAUGACGGACCCGCAAGGCAGCAACCCGCCAAUAAUGCUCGCGACGGCGACGCUAAUGACGAUGAUGAUGACUAUGGCAAUAGAAGUGGCAGCAGUGGCAAUGGCAAUGGCAAUGGCAAUGGAGCAGGAGCAGGAGCAGGAGCAGGCGCAGGCGCAGGUGCACCCGGUGGCGGCAGGGACUCGUCCCGUAAGGACGGCGGCCGGCCGGACGAUGAAGAAGACGACGAGGAAGACGACGAUGAGAAGCAGAACGAGGUGCCAGAUGAGGGUGAAAACGAACUUGCCGCAAAUGGCGAGCCGCAGGAGCAAGUAGCACAAUCACCCUUAGAGCCACCCGGGGGGUCGGACGACGAUGACCAGCAUCAGAACUUCGAAGAAGGGUUCCCUGAUCUUUCCGACGAACAAGUCGUCAAUCCAUCAGCAGAUCCACAUUUCGAAGAGGUGUCUCCCGCGAUUGCUGAAGAACAAGUUCUCACACCAGCAAGGAAUCCAGGACGCCGCCAUCGCAGUUCUUUCCUCCCCAAUGAUCCGGCACCGGGUCCACCAUCUCGAAACUCAAGGCACACUCAGCAAGCAGGAGCCGAGGCGGCCGAGAACGGUGAACGUAGGAGAGAUGUACCUUCUCGUGCGAGUUCUAGCGCAGCGCUUGCUGCCCUCCGGCAGGGCUCUAAUCCUGUGCAGCACGCGGGCGCCUCUCGCAAUGUCGACCAAAGCAUACGACAGCCCGGGGACAGCAGGACGGAUAGGCUCACCAAGAGAGAUCUCGCUGCACACAAAGCUUCUUCCCCGAUUGAUGGGCCAAACAACCCUUCUGGAAGAAGCAAUCUUUCUGCGAUUGAGCACGCUGGCAGCGCUAAUGCCAGCAAAGUUUCGAGUCUACAGGACUACUUCAGCCAGCUCAAUCACGGUUUAUCAUCCAGAAAGAAGAGAGGCGGGAGCAGUGACGAUGAACAAGACGGUGGUGCAGGACACAAACCUUCGAAGAGGCUACGCACUGGGCCAGCGAGUGGCAAUGCUCACAAUCAACCACCAUCUCUCCCACGGGGUUCGGCCAGUGUCGCAGCUGGAGAUGGCGGUGGGAGCCCACGCAAUACGACCGUACAGAUCAAAAAGAUGCCUCCCAGCGCCCGGCAGUAUGCAAUCAAAGCGCUCAGCGACGAAAACGGACUCCCGGGGGUCGACGCUAAAGUCAUACUGAAAAAGGUCAAGGAGUUGUGUGAAGCGUACUCGGAAGAAAGAGAUUGGACAAAACUGCCACCCAUCACCGAAUACUUGACCGCCGACGGGUCGACCAGGGCUGGCGCAGCAUCGGAUGCACUUUCCAGACGUCUGUGGCAGCAGCGGUGGUUGAAGUUUUGCCACCAAACGGUUCGCUAUCAUCCGAGAUAUUCAGGGCUGACCCCGAGUUUCCAUAAGCUGUUCAAACGCCUAGACAAGAUCGGGAAGCAUUUGGAGCCCCCGGACCUGGCGGGCGAUCUAGACCCAGAGGCAUUGCUCGAAACUUUUCGGUUACAGGUAGUCAAGCUUGAAUACCCCAUCGUUGAGAAAGCUUGGGAAGCGUACGUGGCAGGACUUGAAGAUGAGGCAGACCGGGCAUCGAUAGAAAGAUCAUAUCGCGAGGUACUCCAAGGUGCUAUCGAAAGUCUGGGUGAUCCUGAGUGGCCGCCUUCGGAGCAGCCUGGACACAGUCGCGUGGCAGCUCGGCAAGACGAGCCCGAGCAAGGUCAGCAAAUCUCUGGGCAGCAGUCUCCCGGCAAGCUGAUGCUUCAUCAAGAUCGCUGGCAUGCAUUCGAGAGGCGCCUCACUGGAGAAGGUAACAGGCAUGACGCACGUCGGUUUGUCAGGUUAGGAGACUGUCUCCUAAAGAGUGGAGUGUUCAGGGACCCGCCCACGUUGCCAUUCGAUCAAGAUUCGGAUGAGCUGUUCGAGUCGUUCAGAAGCGAAGUGGUCAAAGUCGUGAGACCGCACGCUGAAAAAGCCUGGCGUGAUCGCAUCGAAACGGUUCGCGAACAGGAGGGAGGCGCUCGUGCUACGCUGUGGGAACAGGAAUGGCAGAACGCACGACAACGAGAGGUGGAUAGUAUCCCAGAAUGGCCACCCAGGCAGCUACAACUGGACUCAAAUCUGCCACGCUAUCCUGUGAGUAGUCACAUGUCCGAGGCGUGGGAGUUUGCGGACGAUUUGGGCUUCGACGGUGAAAAGGCGAAUGUAACAGGCCGAUGGAUGUUCAUGGAAUCUCUGGGUGCUGGGGGCUUCGGGCAUGCAGGCCUCUGGGUGAGAUUCGACCAAGCUGGGAAGAUCAUUGGAAGAAAGGUCGUGAAGGAGUCGUACUCGACUCCAGACCCUUGGAAAGAGCCUGUAUUCUGGAGCGAUCCACUUACGAAGGAGAUACCGCGUGAUGUGGCGAUUCAUCAGAAGCUAUGCACUGCGCCCAGCGCCCACAACAUUGUCAGACUGGACAGUUGGGGCAUGUACGCAAGGCAAUACAUGUACAGGCUGUACAUGGAGUACUGCCCUCACGGUGACCUCCGCGAGUUGAUAGAAGAGCGCCUAGAUUUCAAAAACCGAGAAUGGCUUGACCAAGAAGGCCAGCCGACUACUUAUUGGUUACCGGAGGAAAUGCUGUGGUGUGUCUUUGAGGCAUUGGCGAGCGCUCUCUGCCUUCUCCGAGACCAGCAGUUGCCGGGAUCGCAAGAGGCGGCUGUCGAUCCACAAGUCAUCUUUCAUCGAGAUCUCAAGCCGGAUAAUGUGUUCCUGGGGACGAGAGAUGGCGAUCUCUGGAAAGGCAUGCCUGUGCCAAAGCUGGGAGAUUUCGGCAUCGCCAUCGAAGAAAAGGCGCCAGGUGUUCCAGAUCCGAGAUGGAACUCUCGUGGAAUGGGUACAACCUGUUGGCAGGCCCCUGAAGCCACAAAAGUCCCGUACGGAGUCGAAUCGCAACUGUCUCCAUUUUCCUCGGCGUCAGACGUUUUCGUUGUGGGCCUCAUCAUGGUAUCGCUUACAGCUCUUAAUCGACACCUACCACCGGCAAGAAUGAGUGCAGACGAGAAUACAUAUCCAACCCCCGCGAAUCCGAAGCACGGAGGGCGCAGAAUGUACUCGGAAAAUCUUGUUGAGGCGAUACGAAUGUGUCUGCCCAAAGCUCCCGAAGACCGAAUCGUAGCUGAUGCAUUGUAUACACUGGUUAAGGCCGAAGUGACGAGGCGGGAUCCUGAGGAGGGAAGCGUCCCAAUGAAUAUGGUGGAGCCCAAAGACAGAGGUGUUGUCAGGUUUGUGCCAGACAAAUAUACGCUGUGGGCAGAUUGA
Molecule: messenger RNA, 4032 nt
Organism: Saxophila tyrrhenica
Lineage: Eukaryota; Fungi; Ascomycota; Dothideomycetes; Mycosphaerellales; Extremaceae
Exons: 7
Coding region: 1-4032 (1343 amino acids)
Biological process (GO): protein phosphorylation
Molecular function (GO): ATP binding; protein serine/threonine kinase activity
Source: RefSeq, a predicted model, not a curated record